AUGAGGGCUAUUUGGUUAUUGCUAUUCGUUCUAAGUCCAGGAAAUCCCGAGCCUUUGGAAUGUAUCGACAACCAGGCAGAGGUUGGCAGAUGCCUUCGUCCUCUGUUAGACGUAUGGGAGGCGAUUAGGGAAGCCGAAUAUGAUGUUCAGAACCUUCUAUUCCCGGUGCCCUUCUAUUCCAAAAAAGCCAUUCAUCGCCUCUGUGCCUCCUACAUAAGCUCCAUGGACAACUGCUCCGAACAGCCAUCUGUGAUGAAAUGUAAAGAGAAUCCUCUCAUGAUGUUCGUCGAGAGCCAUUUGAAGUUCUUUUGCGGAAGCUACGGACCUGCCUAUCUUGGUAAGAUGGAAUACUGUUUUUGCUAUAAAUUUCAAUUCGUGCCCUUACAUAUAUGCACAAUGAAUAGAUGA
Molecule: messenger RNA, 408 nt
Organism: Cooperia oncophora
Lineage: Eukaryota; Metazoa; Nematoda; Chromadorea; Rhabditida; Trichostrongylidae
Source: the annotation of a GenBank genome assembly